AUGGCUGAGUUUAUCAUUGGUAUUGAGUAUUGUGGGUUACCUAGGUGUUGUGGUGCUUGUGGGGUUUUUGGGCAUGACUGCUCUUUGCCCCCUCCUGGGUCUCCUACUAAAAGAGUUUGGCGGCGCAAGCGUUCCAAAGUUCUUGUGUUGGGGCAGCCUGUGGUUAAGGGUACUGAGAAGAGGGAGGAUCAUGUGCUAGAGGCUGAGAGCACUGCUGAGAAGGAGGUUACUCAGGAUUCAGGGGAGGGAGCUGUUGUUGAUAAAGGAAAGAAAGUUAUGGAGGAUUCUACUCCUCCUGUUACCCCGAGUGCUUUACCCUCUCAGGAGGAGUUCAAUAAGGUGAUUAAUGGAGCAAAGCCAAAAUAUGCUCUGAAGGUACCUACUCCUAUUUUGCAUUCUAAUGCGUUUGAACUGUUAUGUGGCCAAAGAGACAUUAUCUUACAAGCUCCUCCAAAGAAGGGAGGAUGA
Molecule: messenger RNA, 468 nt
Organism: Linum trigynum
Lineage: Eukaryota; Viridiplantae; Streptophyta; Magnoliopsida; Malpighiales; Linaceae
Source: the annotation of a GenBank genome assembly